Drosophila arizonae is the source of this 615-nucleotide messenger RNA. RefSeq names its product Transmembrane protein Pmi (gene Pmi). Gene Ontology annotation, cellular component: mitochondrial inner membrane. The record is from RefSeq and is a predicted model, not a curated record. Lineage: Eukaryota; Metazoa; Arthropoda; Insecta; Diptera; Drosophilidae. Gene Ontology annotation, biological process: inner mitochondrial membrane organization.
UCGAUUUUGCCGAUGGUAUAUAUUAUCGUAUCGCUUAGUCCAUAAAAACAACGCGCAGUUAUAGUCUUCAAAACAAAUGCAGCAAAAUGCUUGGCAAGAGCAUUGAUAGUACAGGCAAGCAGCCAACAUUUCACGUAAUUCGAGAAGUCUACGACAGUUCAAAUGCACACGAACGCUUUGAAGCAGAGCUGGAAAAGGCGCUUGAGGCGAAAGUAGACUUUAUAAUCAUCGAGCCGCCGCGAUUAGGCGAUGAGACAGGUCGCUGGAUAUGGGUAGGCAAUUGCCUCCACAAGACUGCAGUGGCAACUGGCGUUGUUUCCUUAAUAUCUAGCUUGUUGUGGUACGACCGUCCAGUGAUUGCGGCUCCCAUUUGUGCAAUGUCGCUCUUCUGUACCGGAUUGUAUACAGUUUCCUGGAACUAUGAUCCUUGCUGCCAAUAUCAGGUGGAGGAGAAUAACGAAGUUGCAUUAAACAAGCUGCCGUUAACAGAUGUAUCCUCGCCUGUGAUCCUGGGCUAUGCGCCUAAUACUCAAUCCAAAUACUUGCAUCGUGGCAUUACCUUCUUAUCGGCGGCUUUGUGUGCUUGGCAGAUAUGGCGGUCAUAUAAGUAAACGA